UGUCGACAGUGAAAACAGCCUCCUAACAAAGGACUGUCCCUCCGAAUGAAUGGACCAAAAAGCAGGAUAACGCAAAUAACAAUUUACAAUUUCUGCAAUAAUGGCAAGUGGUCGGACCUCACCAGUGCUCCUAGUGCUUUUUUGCCAUGUUCUUUCCAUUGGCUCUUCCUUCCAACCAGCUCUGGUACUGGAUAUGGCGAAAAUUCUACUUGACAACUACUGCUUCCCUGAGAAUCUGGUCGGUAUGCAAGAGGCCAUUCAGCAAGCCAUCAACAGUGGAGAAAUCCUGAAAAUAUCUGACCGCAAGACCCUGGCUUCUGUGCUGACAGUUGGCGUGCAGAGUGCACUCAAUGACCCUCGGCUGAUUGUGUCCUUUGAGCCAAAUUUUGUUCCAAUAAUGCCGCCCACCCUCCCAUCCCUCCCCAUGGAACAGCUCAUCCGUCUGGUCAGGAACUCUGUGAAGCUGGAAGUCCUUGAGAACAACGUGGGCUACCUGAGGAUCGACCGGAUCAUAGGGGAGGAGACUGCUAACAAGCUCGGCCCGCUGCUCCGGGACAACGUCUGGAACAAGGUCGCCCAGACCUCCUCAUUAAUCUUUGAUCUGCGCUACAACACAGCUGGGGAACUGUCCGGAGUCCCUUUCAUCAUCUCAUACUUCUCCGACCCAGAACCUCUCAUUCACAUUGACACUGUGUUUGAUCGACCCUCUAACACCACUAAGGAGCUAUGGACGGUGUCAUCUAUCAUCGGAGAGAGGUACGGGAAACAAAAAGACCUCAUCAUAUUAACCAGUAAGCGUACUUUGGGAGCAGCUGAGGCAGUAGCCUAUACUCUAAAAAAUUUGAAGAGGGCUAUCAUUGUUGGGGAGAGGUCCGCUGGGGGCUCAGUGAAAGUGCAGAAGAUUAGAAUAGAGGAUUCUGGUUUCUACAUCACAGUUCCAGUGGCCAGGUCAGUGAACCCAAUAACAGGCCAAAGCUGGGAAGUGAGUGGGGUAUCUCCCUCUGUAAUUAUCAAUGCUAAAGAGGCUGUUGCCAGUGCCAAAAAUCUACUGGCUAUCAGGAGUUCAAUUCCAAAGGCUGUCCAGAGUGUCUCUGAAAUUAUCAGGCAGUAUUACUCAUUCACAGACCGAGUACCCGCUCUCCUUCAACAUCUGGAAUCCACUGAUUUCUUCUCUGUUAUUUCAGAGGAGGACCUGGCAAAUAAACUCAACAAUGAACUGCAGUCUGUGGCAGAAGACCCUCGUCUGAUGAUCAAACUGUCCCAAGAUCACCCAGUUAUUAUUGAGGAAGACUUUGCACCUGAGAGUAUACCAGAUGAUACAAUAUUUCUUAGCAACCUGGUGGAUACAGUCUUCAAAGUACGCAUUCUAGCUGAAAACACAGGUUAUCUUCGCUUUGACAAGUUUGGAGAUGUGUCUGUAAUGACCAAAUUAGAAGAGCUGAUUGCCCAAAAAAUCUGGGAGCCCCUCAAAAACACAGAAAACCUUAUCAUCGAUCUGCGAUACAACACAGGCGGUUCCUCAGCUUCCCUGGCCAUUCUGCUCUCUUUCCUCCAGGACCCUUCACAACAGCUCCACUUUUUCACCAUAUACGACAGGAUCCAAAACACCACCACUGAGUUCAAUAGUCUUUCCGGGCUCCCAGGCCCACCCUAUGGGUCUAAACGGGGGGUGUACAUCCUGACUAGUUACUUCACUGCAAGUUCUGGGGAGGAAUUUGCUUAUCUCAUGCAGACACUACACCGUGGCACCCUCAUUGGAGAAAUCACAUCUGGGACCCUGAUGCACUCCAAGUCCAUCCAGGUGGAAGACACAGACAUUGUCGUCACUGUCCCUUUCAUAAACUUCAUAGACAAUAAUGGGGAGUGUUGGCUAGGUGGAGGCGUGGUCCCAGAUGCCAUAGUGCUUGCUGAGGAGGCUGUGGAUCAUGCCCAUGAGAUUAUAGAGUUUCAUAGAGAGGUUCACUCACUUGUAAAGGAGACGGGGGAGCUCCUGGAAGUACACUACGCAAUCCCUGAGGUGGCCAACAAAGUCAGCAGAGUGUUGCUUGCCAAAUGGGCCGAGGGACUGUAUCGAUCGGUGGUCGACUAUGAGUCUUUAGCAUCCCAACUGACGGCUGACCUCCAGGAAACGUCCGGUGACCAUCGGUUGCACAUAUUUUACUGUGACGUUGAGCCUGAGUCUCUACAUGAGAUGCCCAAAAUUCCAACAAACGAGGAAGUGGAUUACAUCAUUGACGCUCUGUUCAAGCUCGAGGUGAUGCCCGGCAAUGUGGGCUACCUGAGGUUCGACAUGAUGGCUGACAUAGAAGUGAUGAGAGCCAUCAGCCCUCAGCUGAUCAAACUGGUGUGGAGCAAGCUGGUGAACACGGACACAAUGAUUAUCGACAUGAGAUACAACACAGGUGGUUAUUCCACUGCUAUACCACUUUUCUGCACCUACUUCUUCGACGCCAAGCCCCUGAGGCACCUCUACACCGUCUUCGACCGCUCCACCAGCACCAUGACUGAGGUCAUGACCUUACCCGAGAUACAGGGCGAGAGGUAUGGCACCACCAAGGAUGUCUAUAUCCUCACUAGUCACAUGACAGGGUCAGCUGCCGAGGCGUUCACACGGACCAUGAAGGAUCUGAACAGGGCCACGGUGAUCGGAGAGCCAACCAUUGGAGGGUCACUCUCCAGUGGCACCUACCAGAUGGGGAAAAGUAUCCUGUAUGCCUCUAUACCCAACCAAGUGGUCCUGAGUGCUGUUACUGGCAAGGUGUGGAGUGUCUCAGGGGUUGAGCCACACGUUGCUGUUCAGGCCAAUGAGGCUCUGGGGGUUUCCCAGAGAAUCAUUUCAGCCAGGCUUUUAAAGAGGGAUCAAGAAAAAUACAACUACUGUGGUUUUACUGCGAACCAGAAACCCGCCAAGAUGGCAAGGGCUCUCAUCUUGUUUGUAUCAUUGCUGGUCCUUGGGAAUGUUGUCGUCGACAGUGCUUUUGCUCCGGACCUGAUUGUAGCCAUGGCUAAAAUUCUCCUGGACAACUACUGCUCCCCGGAGAAGCUGGCCGGCAUGCAAGAGGCUAUCGAUGCAGCGAGCAGCAACACGGAGAUUCUCAGCAUUCCUGACCCGGAAACUUUAGCCUCAGUCCUAACCGGUGGGGUGCAGAGCACCAUCAACGACCCCCGCCUAACUGUCUCCUAUGAUCCAAAAUACGUCCCUGCGGCGCCACCUUCCCUGCCACCCCUGCCCCCAAACCAGCUCGUCGAAGUGCUUCAGAGCUCCAUUAAGCUGGAGGUCCUGGAAGGUAACAUCGGCUACCUGAGAAUCGAUCACAUCAUCGGCGACGAGUUGGCUGUCAAGAUUGGCAACCUCCUCCUGGAGCUAGUCUGGAACAAAAUCCUGCCCACGUCCGCGCUGAUCUUUGACCUCCGCUACACAGGCAGUGGGGACCUGUCGGGCAUCCCGUACAUUGUGUCAUAUUUUACUGACGCCGAGCCUCUGAUUCACAUCGACAGUGUGUAUGACCGUCCCUCUAACACCACCACCGAGCUGUGGUCCAUGCCCACACUGCUUGGCCAGAGGUAUGGAACCAAGAAGCCCCUCCUCAUCCUGACCAGUGGAAACACCAAGGGUAUAGCAGAGGAUGUCGCCUACUGUCUGAAGAACCUCAAGAGGGCCACCAUCGUUGGUGAGAAAACCGCAGGCGGGUCCGUUAAAAUUGACAAGAUCAAGAUUGGGGAUACAGACUUUUAUGUCACAGUGCCCUCAGCCAAGUCCAUCAACCCCAUCACAAAGAAGUCCUGGGAGGUCACUGGCGUGACACCCAAUGUUGAGGUUGAUGCUGAAGAUGCUUUGGCGGCUGCUGUUAAGAUCGUGAACCUCCGCGCUGAGAUCCCUGCCUUUCUUGCGGCAACUGGUGCUCUGGUGGCCAACAACUAUGCCUUUGAGAAUGUCGGCGCGGAUGUGGCAGAGAAGCUGGCAGCAGCAAGCGAUGACUACGCCUUCAUCUCUUCCAAGGAGGAACUGGAGACUAAACUCUCUGCUGACCUCUUAAGACUGUCCGGAGACAAAUGCCUGAAGACCACCCACAACAUCCCAGCCCUGCCACCAAUGAACCCAACACCUGAGAUGUUAAUCGAGCUAAUUAAGGUCUCCUUCCACACGGAUGUGUUUGAGAACAACAUCGGCUACUUGCGAUUUGACAUGUUUGGUGACUUCGAGGAGGUCCAGGCCAUUGCCCAGAUCAUAGUGGAGCAUGUGUGGAACAAAGUUGUUAACACAGACGCUCUGAUUGUCGACCUCAGGAACAACGUGGGUGGUCCCACUACUGCCAUAGCUGGGUUCUGCUCCUACUUCUUUGAUGCAGACAAGCAGGUCCUGCUGGACAAACUGUAUGACAGACCUUCUGGCACCAUUAAGGAGCUAUGGACUCUGCCUGAGCUCACUGGUGUGAGAUACGGCACCAAGAAGAGCCUCAUCAUCCUGAUCAGUGGGGCCACGGCCGGCGCCGCCGAGGAGUUUGUCUACAUCAUGAAGAAGAAUGGCCGCGCCAUGAUCAUCGGCGAGACCAGCAACGGCGCCUGCCACCCCGCCGAGACCUUCCGCGUGGGGGAGAGUGAUGCGUUCCUGAGCAUCCCCACCACCCAUUCUGACACAGCCCAGGGUCCAGUCUGGGAGGGGGCCGGGGUCACACCUCACAUCCCCGUGCCAGCCGCGGCAGCUCUGGACACUGCCAAGGGCAUCCUCAGCAAGCACUUCGCCGGCGCAAAGAAGUGAACCGGCUGACCGGGGGGCGUUGACGGGCGAAAGGGGCUGGGGGAUCUUGCGUUCCCAGUCGAGUAAAGUACGUAGGGCACCGUUAAACGCACUUCGCUGACCCAGUCUGACCCAGCCCUUUCACCUAAGCCUGGUUUAUGUAGCCUGUUGGUAGUGUUUCGCUAGAAAAUGUGAGAGAUUCUGAACAGGAUUGUGGUUGUUUUUUUACUUAUAGGCUUUACUUCUGGAAACUACCGUGAUUGUAGAAGGAUUUAAGAAAGUGCAAGUAAUUGAGACGGUAUAUUGAAAUGUGACUCGUGGCCUUGUGGCUAUGACCAAUGUCAAAACAACUUAGUUGUUUGCCUAUCAAAAUCAAUGUGAAUUGUGAAUUGCGUAGGAACAUUAAAUUUCAAAAAGGUGCAUUGAAUCAAAUGCUAAAAAUGUAUUAAUGACAUAUCUGCAUUUCUUUAAAUAUUGUAAUAUAAUGUCAAGUGGCGGGUGGAUCUUUACAAAAAAAUUGUUCUGUCUGAUGGGGAGCGCUCUUAAAUAUCAUGCAGUGUCUUUUUGUUGUUUAUGGGAGAAGGUUUUGUGUCCAUAUAUAUUGAGUUUCCAUGUGAGGAUUUGAUCAUUUUGGUUCUAUCAAUUCCAAUGGGUGGGAUACGAUAAAGGCAAUUGGAACAUGUGUGUGUUUUCAUAACAGAGGUUAGGACGGGAGCAUGAAAACCAAGCAUUGUUUUAAAAUGAUGUAACACCAAACACAUUUUUGUCUCAAAAUGGAACAACUACAAAGAAUAGUGCAUUUGUUCAGAAAAUGGCAAACACACUAACAACAAAAAAAAAUAUGCAAUCAAUCCCAGACGUUGUUACUUAACUUUGAGUUACAUCGUCUGGUUAUAAUCCAUCCCAACAAGGAGUGUAGUCGAUGGAAUUGGAUUUCUCUUUAUUUCACUGGAACUAUUCACUGCGAUCAGUUUAUACAUUCCCAGAGCAAUUAUCAAUGUAUUAAAUCUGUCAGUUUAAGGAACAUCUAUCCAUUCUGGCUGCUUCCUUUAAUUUGGCCUGUAAUAAACAGAUUUUAUUGUCA
Molecule: messenger RNA, 5822 nt
Organism: Esox lucius (northern pike)
Lineage: Eukaryota; Metazoa; Chordata; Actinopteri; Esociformes; Esocidae
Gene: rbp3
Product: retinol binding protein 3
Exons: 5
Coding region: 101-4759 (1552 amino acids)
Biological process (GO): proteolysis
Molecular function (GO): retinol binding; serine-type peptidase activity
Source: RefSeq, a predicted model, not a curated record